AUGUCUCAACAACAGCCUAUUGUAAGAUAUGGCCAAGCUCCACUGGGAGAUGAUGAGAAUGAUCGUCUUCAGAGGUAUCACGGAACAAGAGGGCUGCUGCGUGGUGAUGACGGCGUCGGCAAUGAUAGCGAUCCUCAGAAAGAGAAGGCCAAGGCUCAUACAAAUCGGCCAAGUCAUCCUAGUCAGGACGAUCCGUCACAAUGCAAGCGACAACCUCAACCAGAAUCGUCAACACCAUCGACACCAUCAACACCAGAUUCAAGAUCCUUGAUAGUGCACAAUUCGAAGAACCAGAGUGUGACCACUAUGAUAUGGUCAUUUCAAGUAGUGCAGCUUUUGUUUCUGCCGACUUUCGCGACACCUUGGUUCUAG
Molecule: messenger RNA, 372 nt
Organism: Fusarium pseudograminearum CS3096
Lineage: Eukaryota; Fungi; Ascomycota; Sordariomycetes; Hypocreales; Nectriaceae
Exons: 1
Coding region: 1-372 (123 amino acids)
Source: RefSeq, a predicted model, not a curated record